AUGUCUGAAGUUAAAAUUAAUCCAGAUUUGCUGAUAAUACUAGUGGGAUCAGUCAUAAAUAAAAGUAUAAGUGAAUAUAAAGGUCCUUAUAGAGACUGUAAAGCUUUAUUACCCGCUGAUGAAUUUAUUAAAACUUUAAAUGACAUAACAUUAGAAUAUACUCAAAAGUUUCCAAAUAAUGAUAUAAACUUCCCACCAAUUGAUAUCAAAUUAUUAUCGUUCAUCAUCAAAAAAACAUUGUUUUUUAAAUUUGUUAACGUAACUAAUGAUUAUGUUAUUGUCGAAAUUUUACCAAAUGGUUAUGAAAAUAUAUUGAAGAAUAUCGUAGCUACAUCAACCUUGAGGUAUGCAAAGUUUUUAUUACAUGCAGCCAAAGAAUUUUAUAAAAACAGAAAAGAAACAGAAUUGGAACCUGUACUCACAAAGGAAGUACCUGAGGAAUCAAAAGAGGAAGUUAUAGUAGAAAAAGUACCAGAAUUGCAGAAAAUAGAAGAACCGAUGGAAGCUCAAGAAGAAACUAAAGUUGUUGAGCAAGAAAAACAAAGUGAAUCAGAAACAAAAGAGCCCAAAGAAAUGGUGGAGGGAAAACCUGAAUCUGGACAUGCACAAGAAGAAAUCGAAGAAGAAGAAUCGCCCGAAUUAGAAGUGGAUUCGACACCUAAAGAAAUUGAAGAGGAACGAAAAGAAGAAGAGGUUAAAAAAGAUGUUGACCUAAAAGAGAAGAUAGAGGAAGCUGAGUCUAAGCAAUUAAAUGAAAAUGAUAAGGAAGAAGUACAAAAUGUUGAAGAAAAAGAAGAAUUGGAAGUAGAACCAGACCAGCCUAAAGUUUCACCAAUACCGGAAGCAUCACCACAACCAGAACAAUUUUCUAGUCCUGAAGAAUCUACAACACCCAAAGACACUAGAAAACGAUCAAAAUCACCAGCACCAUUUCAAAAACAUAAAAGAUUUCAAAAUAUUGCAGUCAAUUUGUUAAAUACAAUUUCUGAACAUAGAUUUUCAUCACCUUUCUUACAAGCUGUAAACAAAAGAGAUGCUCCAUAUUAUUGUGAUGUAAUAUUACAACCAAAAGAUUUAAAAACUAUAACGAAAGCAGUAAAAUCAAAGACUGACCAUCCACAAUAUACAAAAAUUAAACAAUUGGAAAAAGAUUUAAUGUUGAUGUUUGCAAAUUGUGUAAUGUAUAAUAGAAGUGAUGAUGAAUUAGUUAAAUUGACAAGAUCAAUGAAGAAUGAAAUUAAUGAAAUAUUUAAGAUGUUUAAAGAAGCUGAACAGGAAAUUAAAUAG
Insectozyma verbasci is the source of this 1287-nucleotide messenger RNA. The record is from the annotation of a GenBank genome assembly. Lineage: Eukaryota; Fungi; Ascomycota; Pichiomycetes; Serinales; Debaryomycetaceae.